ACCAAAUGUCUGCAUUGACGCUAGGAGAGCAUCGGGGGCUUCGUAUCUCAAGGAUGCUUCUUCGUGGCAUGCAAAACAUGAAUGCAACGACGGCGGGUGAUGGUUUCCUUGCUCCGGUCGCAGAUCGGAACGACGACCAAGACGAAGAGGAAGAAAUCAUUGAAUUUCCGGACCAUUACAUAGCCACGACUGGUAGUAACGUGAGUGGACCGGCUUCAACAAGAGGAGUCGUCCUCGUUGGAGGUGGAGGAGGACAAGCAGGGCAGGCACAGAACAAUAGAGCUCCGCUGGCAAAUGGUAGCAACAGAGAAGAACCAAUGCCGAGAGUCAUUCGGACAACUACAACUUCUGGACGAGAAGGGCAUCAGACUCAGAGCCAGACAAGUGGUCGUGGUUCUGGACCAGGAGGCCUUCAGACCCAGAGCCGGACAAGUGGUCGUGGAAGUGGUCACCCUUUGUUCGAUAAUUUUAUUCGAGCUCAAGACGAUCGUUUGAUCGAUACUUCUUCUACGAGUGCGAGGAGAAGAGCUCUAUUCCCAACAGGAGCAACUCCGAAGCCUAAAGCAGCACCAGCUGCACGAGAUGGAGUAGCAGCACCAGCUGCACGAGAUGGAGCGAGGACUAUGUUCAAUAUGUGGAGAAACGGACAGGCCGGGGAGCAAGACCAAGAUGAUGCGCUACUUGGCGCUGUCGUGCGUGGCACACAACGGCACAUAGAGGACCAAGCAAUUCAUAGAGCACAUCAUGAUUAUGCACCGCGUCGAGAACAGGAGGCUUUUCGUGGCCAACCUCCCGAGGCUGACGAGGGUCAGCCUCAAGCCCAAGGAUCAAUGCGAACUAGAACAAGAACAUCAAGAAGGAGAACUUCAUCUUUUUUAGAAGAAUACAACUGCGUACUAUCUGCGAUUGCUGCCUCAUGUAGAGAAGCGGAAGAAGCCCUCGGAUCACAGAACCGCCGCAAACUUUUAGAACCCUUUCUGCGACCUUCCUGGUGCAGUAUUUCAGGUGUCGCAGUGGGUCAGCUAGCUCGUAGAAAACAACUCAUCUCUGUGAUCCUGUUCCUCUCCACCGUCGUGGGCAGUUUUUGUGGCCAGUUUCUCGACAACCUCCAUCAAGCCUCGAGAACCUGCUCAACAGCAGGGGUUGCAGCAGCAAUGCCUUCAGAUCAUGGUUUUGCAUUGCCUCUACCUCUACCAUCGUGUGAAGCCACAGGAGGAUCCAGCACCACUGGGGCUUCUUGCAUUUUUCCUCUGGGUCUGGCACCACGCAGAAUUAUCAGAGUUUUGCUGUCUUCAUUGAUCAUGGUGAUAUCGAAAGUACAAGGUGGAGGGGGGUCGAGUAGAGGGACA
This is a messenger RNA of Amoebophrya sp. A25, 1349 nucleotides long. The record is from the annotation of a GenBank genome assembly. Lineage: Eukaryota; Dinophyceae; Syndiniales; Amoebophryaceae.